UCUCGCGGCGCCAAAAAGUUGAAACAAGCGACACACAGCAAAGCACAAGACAAGACACACACCAUCGACCCACGCCUGCUGAGCGACUGAGAGAGGAUGGAGCCUGUGGCGAAGCAGAGCAAGUCGCAGGAGAGGCCCUCCUCUCCAACGUUUGCACUGCGACAGAAGCGGCGACCAAAGAGGCGCAUUCGUCGAACAGCAGGAGCGACCAGCAGUCAGCAAGUGGUGUCACAGUCGCAGGAUCUGUCGCAAAAGGCAAAUUAUGACGAGGCGUCUCAGGAAGCAGUGGCACCGACACCCACACCAGCGGCGGUGGCAAGCGCUGGAGACAUGGACAGUCAGAUCUCAGUUACACCAACACCAUCGGCAAGUGCAGCGGUCGCAUACCUUCGUCCACGGCCACUGACGCUCCCACCCAACGCUGCGCUGUACUCGUGGACCUGCGGCACGCUGGAUGACCUGUACAUGUUUCCCUGCCUGUACCCACAGCGCGCACCGCAACCGGCACCCACAUCAAGCGCAUGCAGUGGUGCAUUGAAAAGCGGCGCCAGCAACAGCAACAACAUGAUUACUGUCACGCCCAGCACCCUCAUUCGCAUGCUUCUCUCACAGCCAGCAGCAACAACAGCAACAGCAGCAACGGCAGCAACAACAGCAGGAACAGCAGCAACAGCAGCAACAGCAGCAACAGCAGGAACAGCGCUGCACAGUGACAUGGUGCUUGGAUUCCUCACGAAAGAGCAUCGGGGAUUUGAUGGCGAGUCUCCGUUUGUGCCAGCGCUGUUGCCGCGCCACGUGUCGCGCAUCAUGACAACGCUGCACACGCAGCUCACACGCGCACGCUCUCGCCAUGCGUCUGGGCUGUGCUGCGUUGCUGUUGCCAGCGGCUGCGUGCGCAUGUGCUACCUCCUGCUGCUCACCAUCCUCGUCCACCCCGAUGCUGGCGCCAUCACGUCUUCGGCAGUGCUGUCGUCAUUGCUCGCAUUUCUGCGACACCGUGGGGCCAUCAGCCCAACAACCGCCACAAACACAACCGCCAACACGACAGCAGCAGCACCGAGCACAGCAGCAGCCGGAAGGGUGGUGCGCAAGGGAGGAGAUGUUGGUCUGAUGUUGGAGCUGGAGGUGCGCUUCUUCGUCACGCUGGCACUGGCGGCUGUCAUGCUCAGACACGAUGCACUCAAGGCGCAUUCAGCAGACACAACAGCAGCGACACACGUGACGGCCACGACAACAACAGAUGCACCAGUUUGCACGUGCACGCGUGAGCAGGAAGGAGGACGUGGUGUUGCGCUCACAACAACAGGCGCGACAAUACAUGCGCUGUGCGCGAAGCACGACUAUGACCAAUUGCGGCGAGAAGUCAAGGCGCAGGGGACGUGGCUGUAUCUGCUGCUGAUGAAGAACAAGAGUGCAGCGAUCAGCAUGUCAACCGUGCCCCAGCCACGAGGCGUUAAGCCCUGGCAAACGCGCAGCCGCCGGCAAACCAGCAACGCCACCAGCACACGUGCUGGUUCUGACGGCGAGAAGGAGAACAGGAGCACAAGUGCGCACAUGUCAAUGGAUGGCACAACGCAACGCAUUGCUGUACACAUGCACGAGCAACAGCAGCAACAGCAGGAGCAAGUGCGUCCAGCGUCCACCUCCAGGUUAUCGCCGUCGCCACUUCACAUCGGACCAUUGGAUGCGCUGCUGCUCGCACUGCACAUCGUCCUCGAUGGCGGCAGUGGUGGUGGCAGUGGCAGUGGUGGUGGCAGUGGCAGUGGUGGUGGUGGUGGUGAUGGGAUGUGUGGGCACAUUGCUGCCACAGCUGAGCGCGUGUUCUCGCUGUGCUGUGAGGGCCAUCGCCCGCCCUCGCUUUCCGCCCUCGCGCAAUCCACAAUCAUCCUCGGGUCCAGCGUGUCGUUUGCACAUGCGUUGAAACAGACGCUGCUGUUGGUCAAACUCUGGUCGCACCUCUACACCGCCAUCACCGACCAGCCAGUGCAGAGCAGCAAGCUUCGCUUCAACCCCUGGCCCAUUUUCGCGGCCAUUUUCAAGUCACAGCUCUUCUCACAGUCGGUGCUGCACGAGGGCGAGGAUUUGCGUCUCCGCGCUCUCCACCUCUGCAACACCGUCACCCGCGCAGUUGCAAAGCACCAGUCCCCUUCAUCAUCAUCAUCGUCGUCGUCGUCGUCAGUGCUGCCACCGGUGCAAGUGCUCAAGUCGCCGUGGGACUACUUCCGCAAACACACGCGCACGGAGAUCGGGGCCCUCACCCUGCCCUCAUUCCUCCUCGCCUCGUCCCGCACUAGUGGUGGUGAUGGAGGUGACCAAGGUGUUGCGAUCGAGCAGCUGCCUGCAAACGCGUUUGAUGCGUACUUGAGUUUGCUUGCAAGCACGCUCAGCACUCACACGAUAGCCAACGCAUCAGCAUCAGUGCCGCAGACACAAGCGCUGGCACAACAUCACCGUUCCCACCACACAUCCUCGUCGUCGCUGCACCAGCCGUCGUCACCCACACCCUCAGACCACCUCGACACGAUACGCAGGCUUGUGAGCCGCAUUGUCGUGCACAUGCCCACGACCCCACGUAAGCUUCAGGCAACGGAAGGACCAGACUUGCGCGUGUGUGGAACGCACGCCGGACUGCGGAAUGUUGGCGCUCUUCUCCUUGUUCUCAUCCAAGCCAUCACCUCGCACACGCAGUCGGAGCCGCCCCCAGCGCUUGCGAAUCGACUCUUGGACCAGCUCACGUCCCUGCACGUGAAGUCACGCGCGCUGUUUGCAGAGAGCGAUGGCCCCGCACAGAUUAUUCUCAUCCACGACCACUUUUCGCUGCUGCGGACGCUCCUGCGUGGUCCUACCUCUCAGCGUGACACGGUCCUCCUUGCGCUGCAAUCCUUCCUCAAACACACACUCGCCGCUGUUCUGCACGAGCCACCGCGCCUCGCCCCAAUCUUCACAACAGCCGCAGCGGCAGCGGCAGCAACAGCAACAGCAUCAGCAGCAUCCUCAUCAUCGCUGUUCCAUCGCAGUAUCAGCGGUGCGAACGUCAAUAACAGCGGCAAUCGCGGUCGAGGAAAGGCAGGCAGCGGUAUGCCCGAGCUCCUCACAAACAGCGAUGUGCUGUACGUGUGGCUGCUGGACUUGUACAAUCUCCAACAACAACAACAACAACAACAACAACAACAACAACAACAACAACAACAACAACAACAACAACAACAACAACAACAACAACAACAACAACAACAACAACAACACCACCACCACCACCACCACCAGCAACAACAACUCCAACACUAA
Molecule: messenger RNA, 3288 nt
Organism: Salpingoeca rosetta
Lineage: Eukaryota; Choanoflagellata; Craspedida; Salpingoecidae
Exons: 8
Coding region: 97-3288 (1063 amino acids)
Source: RefSeq, a predicted model, not a curated record